GGUCCAGCAGUGGAGGAUGCCUUGGCCCCAGGGGAUAUGAGCAAGGAGGAGCUGGAGAAGCACGUUAUGCGUCUCCGGGAGGAGCUGGACCGGGAGCGGGGAGAGCGUAACUAUUUCCAGCUGGAGCGUGACAAGAUGCACACCUUCUGGGAGAUCACCCGCCGGCAGCUGGAGGAGAAGAAAGCCGAGCUGCGCAACAAGGACCGCGAGAUGGAGGAGGCGGAGGAGCGGCACCAAGUGGAGAUCAAGGUUUACAAGCAGAAGGUGAAGCACUUGUUGUACGAACACCAGGAAAACCUCACUGAGCUGAAGACAGGAGGCAUCCUGUCCAUGAAGCUGGCCCAGAAGGAUCACUGGGCCCAGGAGAUGGAGUUGUGGAAAGAGAAGUGCUCCUUGAAAGUGGAGCUGAAGGAGCAGGAGCUGGCCCAUGAGGCGGUGUUGAAAAACAAGCACCUGAAACAAGAGCAGGAGAUCACCCAGCUGUGCAACGACUUUGAGAGACAAGUGAGAGAGAUUGAGGCCAGGUACACUGAGAAGAUGCAUGUGCUGCGGAACGAGCUUGACUUGCGGAGGAAGACCGAGAUCCAUGAGGUGGAGGAGAGGAAGAACAGCCACAUCAGUCAGCUGAUGAGGAACCACGAGAAGGCCUUCAACGACAUGAAGAACUACUACAACGACAUCACCCUUAAAAACCUGGAUCUCAUCAGCUUGCUGAAGGAGCAGAUGGAGGGCUUGCGCAUUAGAGUGGAUCACUUGGAAAGGGAGAAGGCAGAUGCGCUGCUCCAGAACAAGCAGCUGAAUGAGUCCCUGCAGCAGGCCCAGGAGCACAUUUUUGAGCUGGAGAAGAAGCUGGUCCGCUAUGACAAGGACAAGGAGGCCCUAACAAAUGCAAAAGCCCAUCUGAAAAUCACCCAGAAGGAAUGGAAGGAUCUUCAGUGGGAACAUGAGGUGUUGGAGCAGAGAUUCAGGAAGGUGCAAGCGGAGCGAGAUGAGCUCUACCAGAAGUUCACCAAAGCCAUUCACGAGGUGCAGCAGAAGACAGGGUUCAAGAACCUGCUCCUGGAGCGCAAGCUGGCCGGACUCCUCGAGAUCCUGGAGAAAAAGGAAGUGGAGCUCAGCGAGGUCUUUGCUGCCUCCAAGCUCGAUCAGGGUGCCCUCACCUUGGUCUCGCACAAGCUGGAGGAUGUGCUCAACUCCAAGAACACCACCAUCAAGGACCUUCAGCUCCAGCUGGCCCGAGUCUGCAAGGCACACAAUGACAUGCUGCAGACAUUCGAGGCAAAGCUGACAGCCUUUGGGAUCCCCCUGGACAAUCUGGGCUUCAAGCCCCUAGAAAAUCCCAUGCUUGGGCAGGGCCCUGCAGGACUUGUUGCUGUGCCUACCUGA
Molecule: messenger RNA, 1386 nt
Organism: Nestor notabilis (Kea)
Lineage: Eukaryota; Metazoa; Chordata; Aves; Psittaciformes; Psittacidae
Gene: GAS8
Product: growth arrest-specific 8
Exons: 10
Coding region: 37-1386 (449 amino acids)
Biological process (GO): flagellated sperm motility
Cellular component (GO): microtubule; motile cilium; Golgi apparatus
Molecular function (GO): small GTPase binding; microtubule binding
Source: RefSeq, a predicted model, not a curated record